This is a messenger RNA of Penicillium macrosclerotiorum, 2085 nucleotides long. RefSeq names its product 1,4-alpha-glucan branching enzyme GLC3. Bases 1 to 2085 code for a protein of 694 amino acids. The record is from RefSeq and is a predicted model, not a curated record. NCBI's taxonomy places the organism in Eukaryota, Fungi, Ascomycota, Eurotiomycetes, Eurotiales, Aspergillaceae. Gene Ontology annotation, biological process: glycogen biosynthetic process. The transcript has 8 exons. Gene Ontology annotation, molecular function: 1,4-alpha-glucan branching enzyme activity; hydrolase activity, hydrolyzing O-glycosyl compounds; cation binding. Gene Ontology annotation, cellular component: cytoplasm.
AUGGCAUCCUCUCAAGAAGUUGUCGCUGACGGAACAGGUACGGUGCCGCCCGAUGUGUCCAGUGUCAUCCAACUCGAUCCGUGGCUGGAACCUCAUCGCGAGGUGCUGAAACAAAGAUACAGCUUGGUCGAGAAAUGGGCCAAAGCGAUCAACGAGUCUGAAGGCGGCUUAGACAAGUUUAGCAAGGGCUACGAGACAUUUGGCCUCAAUGUACAGCCUAAUGGCGACAUCACAUAUAGAGAAUGGGCCCCCAAUGCGGUGGAAGCGUCGCUGGUCGGCGAUUUCAAUAAUUGGGACAUCAAUGCCAACCCCAUGUCCAAGAACACAUUUGGGGUGUGGGAGGUGAUUGUCCCCGCACAGAGUGGUAGCGUGGCCAUUCCCCAUGACAGCAAGAUCAAGAUUACAAUGACUCUACCCAACGGCGAGCGGAUCUACCGGAUCCCAACAUGGAUCAAGCGAGUCGUGCAAGACCUGAGCAUCUCGCCAACCUAUGACGCUGUCUUCUGGAACCCGCCCGCCAACGAGCGAUACAGCUUCAAGCAUUCGCGCCUCAAGAAACCCGAGAGCCUGCGUAUCUAUGAAGCGCACGUCGGCAUCUCGUCGCCCGAGACCCGAGUUGCCACGUACAAGGAGUUCACGAAGAACAUGCUGCCGCGCAUCAAGUACCUGGGCUACAAUGCCAUUCAGCUGAUGGCCAUCAUGGAGCACGCCUACUACGCCAGCUUCGGCUAUCAGGUGAACAACUUUUUCGCAGCAAGCAGCCGCUACGGGUCCCCGGAAGACUUGAAAGAACUGAUUGAUACUGCUCAUAGCCUAGGGCUCGUGGUGCUGCUAGAUGUGGUGCACAGCCAUGCGUCGAAGAACGUCGAGGAUGGACUCAACAUGUUCGAUGGCUCGGACCAUCUCUACUUCCACGGGGGUGGGAAGGGUCGUCACGAUUUGUGGGACAGCCGACUAUUCAACUACGGCAGUCAUGAGGUGCUGCGCUUCCUCCUAAGCAACCUGCGCUUUUGGAUGGAGGAGUACCAGUUCGAUGGGUUCCGGUUUGAUGGCGUCACUAGCAUGCUGUAUACACACCAUGGCAUUGGGACGGGUUUCUCCGGUGGAUACCAUGAAUACUUCGGCCCUGCCGUCGAUGAAGAAGGUGUUACCUACUUGGCCCUCGCCAACACCAUGCUGCACGAACUAUACCCCGAGUGCAUCACUGUCGCCGAAGAUGUUUCUGGCAUGCCGGCCUUGUGUCUACCACACUCGCUUGGCGGAGUCGGCUUCGACUACCGACUGGCCAUGGCAAUCCCCGACAUGUACAUCAAGCUGCUGAAGGAGAAGAAGGAUGACGAAUGGGAUAUUGCCAACCUGGCAUACACUCUCACGAACCGGCGCCACGGCGAAAAGACCAUUGCCUAUGCCGAGAGCCACGAUCAAGCACUCGUCGGCGACAAGACCCUCAUGAUGUGGCUCUGCGACAAAGAAAUGUACACGCACAUGUCCGUGCUCACGGAUUUCACUCCGAUCAUCGAGCGCGGCAUGGCGUUGCACAAAAUGAUCCGACUCGUGACACACGGCCUCGGCGGCGAAGGCUGGCUCAACUUUGAGGGCAACGAGUUCGGGCACCCGGAGUGGCUCGACUUCCCCCGCGCCGGUAACGACAACUCCUUCUGGUACGCGCGCCGGCAGCUCAACUUGACCGAGGACCACCUGCUGCGGUACCGGUUCCUGAACGACUUCGACCGGGCGAUGCAGCUGACGGAGGCCAAGUACGGGUGGCUGCACAGCACGCAGGCGUACAUCAGCCUGAAGAACGAGAGCGACAAGGUGCUCGUCUUCGAGCGGGCAGGCUUGCUGUGGAUCUUCAAUUUCCACCCCACGCAGAGCUUCUCGGAUUAUCGGGUCGGCGUGGAUGUGGCAGGGACCUAUCGGGUCGUGCUGGACACGGAUGACCCAGCAUUUGGCGGCUUGGGGCGGAAUGUGAAGGAAACGAGGUUCUUCACGACAGAUUUAGAGUGGAAUGGGCGGAAGAACUUUACGCAGGUGUAUAUUCCAACGAGAACUGCUCUGGUCCUCGCCUUGGAGGAGACACUGUAG